Molecule: messenger RNA, 2646 nt
Organism: Clavispora lusitaniae ATCC 42720
Lineage: Eukaryota; Fungi; Ascomycota; Pichiomycetes; Serinales; Metschnikowiaceae
Product: cullin
Biological process (GO): ubiquitin-dependent protein catabolic process; protein ubiquitination
Cellular component (GO): Cul3-RING ubiquitin ligase complex
Molecular function (GO): ubiquitin protein ligase binding
Source: RefSeq, a predicted model, not a curated record
AUGAUCCCCGCCGGAAGCAGGCGUUCGAAAAUCCGGCCACCCAGAAAGUCGCUAGGGGGCCAGAACUCAAAAACAGACGAUUCUCUAAGUUACGAAAGUGCAUGGUCGGUGCUAUCCAAUGCCAUAGUGCAGAUCCAAAACAAAAACGUUUCCAACUUACUGUAUGAACAGCUUUAUCGCAAAGCGUAUACUUUGGUAUUACGAAAGUACGGCGGGCGGCUAUAUGAUGACGUAUCCCGGUUGAUUGGGGAGCAUCUUGAAGCGCGGAGGAGAGCCAUUUUGAAAGUCUAUGAUGACGCUCUAACCUCAAAUGAUGAAGAAUUUCUCCAACUCACUAUGCGUGAGUGGGCAGAACAUCUCCAGCUGAUGAAGUUCAUCAGUGACGUGCUCAUGUAUCUCAACCGUGUCUAUGUCAAGGAAAACAAGCGCUUGCUAAUUUACGACCUUGGCAUUGUGUUAUUUGAUUUACACUUUGUGCGCUACAACAACUCGGAUAUUGGCAACAAGCUAAUUACUAUCAUCUUGAAUGAGAUUGGGAAGAGCAGAAAGGGCCAGGUUAUAACUACCAAGCUGUACAUUUCUCAAGUCAUUAGCAUGUUUGAAACUCUUCUGCAAGAACACAUAGGUUUGGCCAACUCUUUACCACAGGAGUUGUCGGGCUCCGACGAUAUGUUGUACCUGCUGCUAUUUGAGCCAGCCUUUUUGCAUAACUCUGAAGUUUUCUUCUCGAAUUUGGCCGAUGAAUAUCUUGCCUAUGGCCAGGGCUCCAAGUACUUGCAGGAUGUUUAUCAGUUCGUGCAAGAAGAGGAAGACCGAUUGAACCAAUUUGUAUCGGAUUCGACGCAUCUGAAGCUUGUGUCAUUGAUGAACAAUAUUCUCAUAAAGGACAAGAUCGACCGCGUCAUGUGCUAUCCUAUUGACCAGCAAGGCCUUCUGUAUUGGCUAGAACCAAUCAUGAUCCAGACAACGAAUUCAUCCGAACAGUUUGGUACCUCCAACGUCCGCAAUCAUACCGCAGAACUACAUAUUCUUUAUGAGCUCGUUGGUCGGGUUGAUCCCGAUCGGAAGCUUCUCAAAUUGCGCCUCAGAGACGUUAUUGUUCUGCAAGGUACAGAACUCCCAAAUAUUAUUCACACCAUUUUGGAGCAACAUGCCUCUGUUUCUGCACCAAAUGGCUCCAAAAAAUCAUCAUCCAGCAGUUCUUCUUCUUCCUUUGCCAUCCGCUGGGUUGACACGGUUUUGAAUUAUCAAAGACACCUCCUCCAGCUUGUCAAAGACGCUUUCAGUGGCGAUGUUUCUAUUGAGCAUACCAUAUUUUCAGCCAUGAGAGACUUCGUGAAUGCUUCAAACCAACCACAGAAAAAGGCAUCCAAUGCUGCCCCACUCACAAAUGCUCCAGAGCUUCUUUCCGUUUUCAUGGACUCUUCAAUCAAGCAGCUCUCGAAAGCUAAUAGCUCCAAAAGAUUGGCGACAGAUGCCAAUGCUAGUGUGGAUGAAACGGAAGAGUUUUUGCAUAAUGCAGUUGCUUUCUUGAAGUUCAUAAAAGAUAAGGAUGCUUUUGAGGCACAUUAUGCGGCGCAUUUCGCCAAGCGGUUUCUCAACUCCAAGAUAUCCGUAUCUGCUUCUUCGGGUGGAGGCUAUGGUGGAGAUUUAGAAGAGCUUGCAAUUUCAAAAUUGUCCGAAGAAUUGGGAAGCGCAUCUCUUGAAAAAAUCACCAGGAUGAAGAAGGAUGUCAACCAGUCGACCGAAUUGACAAGAGAAUGGAAGAACUACACGUCUGCACUCGAACUGGACUUAGUCGAACUCGAGUUGAAAAUUUGCCAUGUGUCCGAUUGGCCAAAUUCCAUGACAAAGGACUACAAGAGUUUUGCUAGUGUCAAUGGUACAGUGGGGUUCAUAUGGCCCAGCCAAUUCCGGGAGACUAUGAAAACAUUUGAAGAGUUCUGGCAGACAGGUAAGAAGAACGAUAACAAAACGUUAUUUUGGUGUCCCAAGUUCGGUCUGAUGGACCUUCGCAUCACAUACCCUUCAAAGACGUACGAAAUCAACCUAUCCACAUAUGCCGGUGUCAUCAUGAUGCUUUUUGCGCCUCAGUCGACGGAUGGAGAUGGGAAUCCAGUGCUGGCAUUUGAUGAGAAACGAGAGUUAACGUACGAGGAAAUAUUCGAGCUCACAAAUAUUCCAGAGGUGGACUUGAAACGACAACUCCAGUCAAUUGCAGUUGCUCCUCGUCUGCGGCUUUUAGUCAAGAUUCCAAUGUCUAAAGACGUCAAUCCUACAGAUAAAUUCAGAUUGAAUGACAAGUUUAAAGCGCCAGGAAAUAAGGUUAAGGUACUCACGGUGUCCUCUUCAUCAUCCGCCAAGCCCGAAUCUGGCAAGAAGUCUAUCAAGCAAGAAGAAUCGGACGAAGUGAAGACUAAUAUCGAGGAAAGAAGAAAGCAUUUGGUGAACGCUGCCAUCGUGAGGAUCAUGAAAUCGCGCCAGACAAUCAAUCACAACGACUUGAUUGCGGAACUUAUUAAACAAUUGCAAAACCAGUUCCAGCCGCUGACGCUUCUCAUAAAGCAGCGGAUUGAGGACUUGAUCGAAAAAGAGUAUUUGGAAAGAGACAAUGAUACUCCCAGCAUAUACCAUUAUGUGGCAUAG